AGCAAGAAAGGAGGAUGGUUGGUUCUGGACAGUUUCUAAAGUGGCAUUGUGUAUAGGCUAAGUCUAAGGUGCAGGGUCUCCCAAACAACAUCUCUGUGUAGUCUUUCUGCUGUUGAGAGCACAAGUCAUCCUACUGCUUCAUUUUCAGUAUUGGGUCCCCCAGGGAUUUAUUUUAGGACCACUUCUCUUUAUACUGUACAUAAAUGAUUUUGUAAAUUCCUCUAAUGUUCAACACAAAGUCUUAUUUGCUGUUGGUACACACAUAUUUGUUUCUCAUAAGAAAUGUAAAUCUGCAAAAUAGUCUCCAUGAGGAACUUACAAAGGUUACCACAUUGCUUAAAGCAAUAAUACACUAUAUUACAUGCACUAACGCUGACUGAAUGUAAUAUCUUUCCCUGUUUUAAUUAUAAUACCUCUACAUAGCUCUUGCUAGGGACUUCAAAACAAGUGAUCGUACUCUUAAAUGCAUUUAUUUUUCAUGUCAUAUUUCUGUUUUUGUAUUUUACCUGUAAUGUUUUGACUGGCUUUCGGGCUUUAGUGUGAUUUUCUAAGAUCCUAUAUAUCUAGUGUUUGGGCCCCUAUUCUCAAACUUCCUCUAGCUUAUCGGGUGUCCCAUUUCACAUAUCUCAAUGAUGUCCUAUGAUUGUCUUUGUAUUUUAACUGUUUGUGAAUAAAAUGAAUUGAAUUUUGCCCACCAUCUCAUUGACUAUAAGGUAAUAAUUGUAAAUCUUGACUAAUUUACUGACAUGAUUUGGAAAUAUAUGGCAUUGACAAAGCUGCUUUUUCACCUAUUGUCUCUACAUUUCGACAUCAGUGUGGACCACUUGAUAAAUGCUGAUUUGACCUGAAGCUACUGAGAAAGUGUAGAGUAUUAUUUAUUUAUUGUUGAAAUGCUAAAGAUGUGACAAUGCAAUUAGCUUGCAGGGUCUAAAAAUAUCUUUCUAAUCUAGAUAUCAUGUUAACAGUUAAAUGGAUGGUUCUUAUCUACAUGUCACUGUGUUGCUAGCAAUAUUGUAUAAUAUCAAAGUUAGUUUUUACUCAGUUAAACUGAUCAUUUGGUCUGUUUUAGGAUACAUUAUCAUUAAGAAUGAGCAUCUGUAAUCUGGCAGAAUUAUGUAUUUGUUCUAUGAAGAUAUAUCCAUUUUAGGAAUACAUGAUCUGCUCAAACAGCUAAUCCAGAAAAAAGUUGUCUUUGAUUCGAAACUCUACUUUUAUGUCAAAUUGUUUUAGAUCACAAGUCAAAUUGGCAAAGUGGAAUUAUCUAUUUAUUUAUUUGUUAAAUUAAUGUAAUGUUUUUCACCUGUGUACCAAAAGACUGAACAGAAAUCAGGGGAUUGCAAACAUCUUUAAGGAGUUUGUUGCUGUGCUUGCAUCCAAGCCAUGCUCCUUACGAGAGCUGGAACUGAGUUACACCAGUUUAAAAGACUCAGAAAUGGAGAUCCUCUCUACUGGGCUGAUGAGCACAAACUGUAACCUGGAGGUGUUGAAUCUCAGUCACAACAGACUCACUGAGAAAGGUUGUAAGAUGUUGACCUCAGCACUCAGCUCCAAAUCUUCCCGCCUGACAAAACUAGACCUGAGCUACAAUGACCUGCGGCUGCGCGACUCAGGAGUGAUGGCGCUCUGUUCUGCACUCACAAAACUACAAUGUGGUUUGAAAACACUAAGGCUGUCAUUUUGUAAAGUGACAGUAGAUGGAUGUGUCGCCAUGGCCUCAGCUUUGAGGUCUGAACACUGCGGCCUCAGGGAGUUGGACCUGAAGUUUAAUCACCUGGCAGAUAAAGGAGUCACGUUGCUGACUGACAUACAGAGGGAUGCUUGCUGCAGUCUAGAGAAACUCAAUGUGGACCAAAAUGAGGAAUGCUGGUUCGACCUGAAGCUACUGAGACAGUGUAAGUGUUAUUGAACACGUCAUUUAUUUUUUAUGAAAAUGCUAAAGAUAUGACAUUGCAAUGUGUCCGGCAGUGGCUCAGUCAGUAGGGGCUUGGACUGGGAGCUGUAGGGUCGCAAGUUCAAGUUUAAGUCCCUGAACAGACUUAAAGUAUGGAGUGUGGACUGCUACUUAGAGAGGUCCCAGUUCACCUCCUGCCCUGUCGUGGUGCCCUUGAGCAAGGCACCGGACAACCCCCCCACUCCCAUUGCUCCCUGGGCGCUGUACAAUAGCUGCCCACUGCUCCUAGUACUAGACUCCUGGUACUAGGAUGGGUUAAAAGCAGAGAACAAAUGUCACUGUGUGUGCUGUGUGCUCUGCAUGUGUGACCAUUAAAGAGGGUUUCAUCCCUCCCAAUUCUUUAUAAGGUUAAAACAAGUCUUAAAAUAUAUUUUAAAUGUGAUAAGGAUAUCAUGUUGAUAGGCAAUUUUCAUCACUGUGAAAUAUCAACGGUGUUGUGGAAUAUUUUCCAAGGCCCAUAACUUUGACCCAGUUGAUCAGUUCAAACUAUCCUGACUGAGCACAUGCACCUCGUAACCUUGGCUGCUGUGCUCUCAGUGUU
This is a messenger RNA of Gymnodraco acuticeps, 2492 nucleotides long. RefSeq names its product ribonuclease inhibitor-like. Gene Ontology annotation, biological process: regulation of apoptotic process. The record is from RefSeq and is a predicted model, not a curated record. Gene Ontology annotation, molecular function: protein binding. The coding region runs from base 1433 to 1906 and encodes 157 amino acids. The transcript is spliced from 4 exons. Lineage: Eukaryota; Metazoa; Chordata; Actinopteri; Perciformes; Bathydraconidae.